This is a messenger RNA of Eptesicus fuscus (big brown bat), 2658 nucleotides long. It is a transcript of the gene MYADM, whose product is annotated as myeloid associated differentiation marker. The record is from RefSeq and is a predicted model, not a curated record. The coding region runs from base 156 to 1181 and encodes 341 amino acids. NCBI's taxonomy places the organism in Eukaryota, Metazoa, Chordata, Mammalia, Chiroptera, Vespertilionidae. Gene Ontology annotation, cellular component: cell-cell junction; plasma membrane. The transcript is spliced from 3 exons.
GGCGCGCAGCUCCAGGCCUGGAGGCGGGGGUCUCCGCCGGGCAAGCCCCCGGGCCCGGGUUCCCGGCCACCCCUCUCUUAGAGGCCCUCCUGGGGGGCCAGGCGCCCCGCCCAUCCUCAGAGGGACCCAGAACCCCCCUGGUGAACGUCCCAGAAAUGUGUCUGACUCCAGCCGCCUCGGCACCAGAUCUUUCUCCGCCGGGAUCCUCAGCUAAGACCGCGGCCAUGCCGGUGACGGUGACCCGCACGACCAUCACGACCACGUCCUCCUCGGCCUCCCCGACCAUCCUGGGGUCCCCUCGGGCGCUGACCCAGCCCCUGGGCCUGCUCCGCCUGCUCCAGCUGCUCUCCACCUGCGUGGCCUUCUCGCUGGUCGCCAGCGUGAACGCGUGGGUAGGGUUCUCGGGGAACUGGUGCAUGUUCGCCUGGUGCUUCUGCUUCGCCAUGACCUUCAUCAUCAUCGUGGUGGAGCUGGGCGGGCUCCAGGCUCGCUUCCCGCUGUCCUGGCGCAACUUCCCCAUCACCUACGCCUGCUACGCCGCCCUCUUCUGCCUCUCGGCCUCCAUCAUCUACCCCACCACCUACGUCCAGUUCAUGGGUCAAGGCCGCUCCAGGGACCACGCCAUCGCCGCCACCGCCUUCUCCUGCAUCGCGUGCGUGGCUUACGCCACCGAGGUGGCCUGGACCCGGGCCCGGCCCGGCGAGAUCACAGGCUACAUGGCCACCGUGCCGGGCCUGCUCAAGGUGGUGGAGACCUUCGUGGCCUGCAUCAUCUUCGCCUUCAUCAGCGAACCCUACAUAUACAAGAACAAGCCAGCGCUGGAGUGGUGCGUGGCGGUCUACGCCAUCUGCUUCAUCCUGGCCGCCGUGGCCAUCCUCCUGAACCUGUUCGACUGCACCAACGCACUGCCCAUCCCCUUCCCCACCUUCCUGUCCGGCCUGGCCCUGCUCUCCGUCCUCUUCUACGCCUCGGCCAUGGUCCUCUGGCCUCUCUACCAGUUCGAUGAGAAGUAUGGCGGCAACCCCGAGCGCAGGAAGGAUUUCGGCUGCGGGAGCAGCCACGCCCACUACGUGUGCAGCUGGGACCGCCGUCUGGCCGUGGCCAUCCUCACGGCCAUCAACCUGCUGGCCUACGUGGCCGACCUGGUGCACUCUGCCCGCCUGGUCUUUGUCAGGGUGUGAGGCGUGCUGUCCGGGAGCUCCCGACUCCCUCCUCUCUCUCCCAGGGUGUCCCUCCCGGGUUCUGGUCUCCUCCGAUGUCCUCCCCCUGCGUCUCCUCUCCCAUUCCUGUCACCUGCUCUCCCCGUCCCGUGCUCUCUGCCCCCUUCCCUUCCUGCGUCUUUGGCUGCCCACACCCUGGGCUGCCUCUCUCUCCUCGCUCACUCUCUCCUUUCCUCCCUGGUCUGUUCCUUCCUGGCGACCCGCCCUAUUGGCUUUCUUGCCUGCCUUGUUUUCUGUACCACUUCUUCCCACUUCCCUUCUUCCGCUUUCCUCGGGAGCCCUGGGACUUCUUGGUCACCCCCCCCUCACUGCCACCCCAACUCCAAAGGUGCUGAGCUCCACACCUCACACCCCACAUAGAAGCUGGUCAGACCCCAGGCCCCCUGAGGGGCCUCAUUGCCAAAGCAUGUGCCCACGCUGGCUGUGCCUUAGUAGGUGUGUGUGUGUGUGUGUGUGUGUGUGUGUGUGUUUGGGGGGUGGGAGGGUAGCUAGGGACGGGGACCCUUUUCUCGCAGUGGAAGAGGGUAUAUAGUAAAGCCUCCCCUUUAAGUAAAAAUAAAAAAUCCCUGGAGGUCAGUUAUUUCCAACUAGAGGCCCGAUGCAUGAAAUUCGUGCAAAGGGGCUCGGCCCUCGCAGCCCUGGCUGCCUCGGGGGCCCCAGGGCCCCGCCCACUGGUGGUUCCGGAAGGUCGUCCAGAAGGUCGUCCUGCCGUCCAGUCUAAUUAGCAUAUUAGCUCUUUAUGAUAUAGGAUGGGCAGGAGGGGGCUUACAUCACAGACCCUGGGUCCUUAGGCCCCACCUGGCACCCAGUCUCACCAGAAUUUUUGCCAGGCUUACCAAAACCCCCUCCCCACGGGCUGCCUUGGGGACCCAAGGACGGUGGCUGUCUUCCAUCCUAACUACCCUCUGGGUACCGGGCUGUCUGCAGUAUUUUCGAGGGGCAGGAACGUGGGGCUCCAGCCUCAGUAUGAAGGAGAGCAUGUGCCGCCUUUGCUGGGAGGAGAACGUGGCCACGGCGGCGGGCGGCCUUCCCGGGAGGGUGAGCCUGGGGUUUUUCUUCUUCCUGUCACAAGGGCAGAAAUGACUGGGUGGUCCUCUUCUUAAAGGGGAAGAGUUCCUUUUUUUUUUUUUUUUUUUAAUUUGUGGGAUGGCUGCCGCCAUAGUCAGAGGAUCGCGCUGCUUGAGUGUGUGAGACACACACGCAUGUUUCUGUGUGCUUAGUUGCUUCCUGCCGCCGCUUCCUGCUUCUCUGGGACUCACACGCCUAACAUGAUAUAUAUAAAUGUAUAAAUACAUAUUUUAUUAUUUUUUAAUUCCCUGGAGCUUCUGGUUCCCAUCAGCCCCUGCUGUCCCUUAGAGAGGGAAGCCUUGUCCCUCCCCCCCACACCCAUAAUGUUCUUUAUUUUAUUUUUUACCUCAAUAUAAAGGUAAAAGGAAGA